Messenger RNA from Geosmithia morbida, 1560 nucleotides. RefSeq names its product 3-oxoacid CoA-transferase. The coding region runs from base 1 to 1560 and encodes 519 amino acids. NCBI's taxonomy places the organism in Eukaryota, Fungi, Ascomycota, Sordariomycetes, Hypocreales, Bionectriaceae. The record is from RefSeq and is a predicted model, not a curated record. The transcript has 7 exons. Gene Ontology annotation, biological process: ketone body catabolic process. Gene Ontology annotation, molecular function: succinyl-CoA:3-oxo-acid CoA-transferase activity.
AUGGCUUUAGCAAUCCGUCUUUUGCGCCCAGUCGCCAGACCUCUACCACGGACCGCCGCGACGACGACGACGACUACAGCAGCAGCAGCAGCAGCUACUUAUCGUCGCGCCGUGUCACCCGCUUGGCAGCGAAGCGAUCCGACUUGCCGACCCAGCACAUUCAGGACGCUGAUCACGACGGCGUCGUCGGGCCAGCCUAGGUCAUCCAGACGCGGCGGAUCGAAAGUGUUCAAGUCGGCGGACGAGGCCGUGGCAGAUGUGCAGUCCGGGUCUACCAUUCUCAGCUCCGGGUUCGGCCUAUGCGGCGUGGCAGAGACGCUCAUCCUCGCUCUGAACCGUCGAGGCGUCGGCUCCCUCCACUCGCUCACGGCCGUAUCCAACAAUGCCGGCGUAGAGGGGAAGGGGGGGCUGGCCAUCCUGACGGGGGCCGGUCAGGUGGACCGGCUCAUCCUGUCGUUUCUGGGGAACAACAAGGCCCUCGAGAAGGGGUAUCUGAGUGGGGAGUUGGCCGUCGAGCUGUGUCCUCAGGGGACUCUGGCCGAGAGGAUCCGUGCUGCUGGGGCUGGUAUCCCGGCUUUCUAUACGCCUACUGCUGCUCAUACUCUCGUGCAGGAUGGUGAGAUCCCCGUCCGUCUGGACCCUUCUGGAAAGGUCCUGGAGAAGGGAAAGAAGAGGGAAAUCAGGGAGUUUGAGGGUCGGUCGUUCCUCAUGGAGACCGCUCUCCGGGGUGACGUUGCCAUUAUACGGGCCUGGAAAGCGGAUAAGGCGGGGAACUGUGUCUUCAGAUACACGACAAAGGCAUUCGGCCCCCUCAUGGCCAAGGCGGCCAAGACGACCAUUGUCGAGGCCGAAAACAUCGUCGAGAUAGGCGAGCUCAAGCCCGAUGAGAUCCACCUUCCUGGAAUCUUUGUCGAUCGUAUAGUCCCCGCCACGGCCGACAAGACGAUUGAGGUCCUCAAGACCCGACCCAGCACUGCCGCGUCGGACAAGGGCAACAGGGAGGACAAGACCCGACCAACAGCCAAGAGCGGAGAUCAGGAGAGGAGGGACAGAAUCGGUCGCAGGGCGGCAGACGAGCUGCGGGAGGGAUACUAUGUCAACUUGGGCGUCGGUAUCCCCACCCUCGCCGCCACCUUCAUCCCCGAAGGACGCAAGUCAUUUGGCAUGAUUCGCGGCGGUCACGUCGACGUUUCCAUCCUCGGUGCCCUCCAAGUCAGUGCCACAGGCGACCUGGCCAACUACAUGAUCCCCGGCAAGGUCUUCAAGGGCAUGGGGGGAGCCAUGGACCUCGUGGCCAACCCUGAUCAGACCAAGAUUGUCGUGGCGACGGAACACGUCGCCAAGGAUGGAUCCUCCAAGAUUGUCCAGGACUGUAGCCUUCCCUUGACGGGGGCUCGGGUCGUGAGCACGAUCAUAACUGACCUGUGCGUCUUUCAAGUCGACAGGAUCAAUGGUGGUCUCACGCUGACCGAGUUGGCCCCCGGCGUGACGGUGGAUGAGGUCCGCGGCAAGACGGAUGCCUCAUUCGAAGUAGAGGGUGACCUCAAAGUUAUGGACUGA